Messenger RNA from Pyrus x bretschneideri (Chinese white pear), 1830 nucleotides. RefSeq lists its product as uncharacterized. Bases 183 to 1619 code for a protein of 478 amino acids. The transcript is spliced from 7 exons. Lineage: Eukaryota; Viridiplantae; Streptophyta; Magnoliopsida; Rosales; Rosaceae. Gene Ontology annotation, molecular function: glycosyltransferase activity. The record is from RefSeq and is a predicted model, not a curated record.
AGACCCACCCGCUGCUAAAUUAUUAUCAAAAUUCAACUACUACUGCAAUUAAAAAUUUCUCAGAUUUAAUCUUCUUCGAUUCUUCGCCAUUGUUGUUCUUGCCGUUCCAGAUCGGAGCAUGCAAAUCCCCGAAUCCGAAACUCACAGCAUAUGAAAUUCAUUCAUGCAAUCGUAAGAGACUGAUGGGGAAGCCGGCGAAUCCAUGGAUGGGAGUGCAGAAGAAGAAAUGGUCGUUGCUGGUUCUGGCACUGUUUUCACUCUCCACCGCCAUGGUUUUCUUUAUGAGAACUGCGUUCGAUUCGUGCAGCGCGAACACUGGUGGUCGUUUCGGUGAUGGAGGUGAUAGAACCGCCGAGGUGGUCCACUCCGCCGCCGGUCGAGCCGCGGGGACCGGCGGACCGAACCCUCUGGAUUUUAUGAAGUCCAAGCUGGUUCUCUUGGUCUCCCACGAGCUCUCCCUUUCCGGAGGUCCAUUGUUGCUGAUGGAGCUGGCGUUCUUGCUGAGAGGAGUGGGGGCGGAGGUUGUUUGGAUAACGAAUCAGAAGGCGGAGGAGGACGGCGAGGUGGUUUACAGUUUGGAGAACAAAAUGCUGGACCGAGGAGUACAGGUCUUCCCCGCAAAGGGUCAAAAAGCUAUAGAUGCAGCUCUUAAGGCUGAUUUGGUUGUUUUAAAUACUGCUGUUGCUGGAAAAUGGUUGGAUGCUGUUCUGAAGGAAAAUGUUCCUCGUGUUCUUCCAAAGGUGUUGUGGUGGAUUCAUGAAAUGCGAGGGCAUUAUUUCAAAGUGGAGUAUGUUAAGCACCUCCCUUUCGUUGCAGGUGCCAUGAUUGAUUCACAUACAACAGCAGAAUAUUGGCAGAAUAGGACUCGGGAACGUUUAGGGAUCAAAAUGCCUGAAACCUAUGUUGUUCACCUUGGAAAUAGCAAGGAGCUAAUGGAAAUCGCUGAAGAUAGUGUAUCCAGGAGGGUUCUUCGUGAGCAUGUCCGAGAGUCUCUUGGAGUUCGAAAUGAAGAUCUACUCUUUGCCAUCGUUAAUAGUGUUUCGCGUGGAAAAGGUCAGGAUCUAUUUCUUCGUUCCUUUUAUGAAAGUCUGCAAAUUAUCAAGGAGAAGAAAUUGCAGGUGCCAUCUAUGCAUGCAGUAGUAGUGGGAAGUGAUAUGAGUAAGCAGACAAAAUAUGAAUCAGAACUGCGCAACUAUGUGAUAGAGAAAAAGAUUCAGGAUCAUGUUCACUUCGUGAAUAAAACCCUUACUGUAGCUCCUUAUCUGGCAUCGAUUGAUGUUCUUGUUCAGAAUUCUCAGGCCCGAGGAGAGUGCUUUGGAAGGAUAACUAUUGAAGCAAUGGCUUUUCAGCUGCCUGUGCUGGGCACAGCAGCUGGGGGCACCAUGGAGAUUGUCGUGAAUGGCACGACAGGACUGCUGCAUCCUGUGGGUAAAGAAGGUACGGCAUCACUGACAAGUAACAUUGUGAAAUUGGCGACGCAUGUAGAGAGGAGGUUGACAAUGGGCAAGAAAGGUUACGAGAGAGUGAAGGAAAGAUUUUUGGAACCACACAUGGCACAGAGGAUCGCUUCGGUUCUAAGGGAGGUGUUGCAGAAAGCAAAGAGCCGCUCCGAUUCUUAACUUGCAGGACACUUUUGCGAUUCGUUUUGUAUCAUAUGUGGCAGAUUAGGUCAAUUUAAGAGAAAGUGAUAUGGAUACCAGGAAAUCAAAAUCUAGAGAACAUCUUGGACAUUGAAUUCGAAUUCAUCAAUGGUGUAUACAUAUAAUUUUGUAUAAUGUAAAUUUGUUUGCGUAUGAAAUGUUAUGAAAGUGAUGACGGAGUCAUUUUUCA